Penicillium manginii is the source of this 2877-nucleotide messenger RNA. Its product is annotated as putative DUF221 domain protein. The record is from RefSeq and is a predicted model, not a curated record. Gene Ontology annotation, cellular component: plasma membrane. The transcript has 2 exons. Gene Ontology annotation, molecular function: calcium-activated cation channel activity. Bases 1 to 2877 code for a protein of 958 amino acids. NCBI's taxonomy places the organism in Eukaryota, Fungi, Ascomycota, Eurotiomycetes, Eurotiales, Aspergillaceae.
AUGGAUGCGCGCAAGGGCUUGCAGCUCCGAGACGGAUCGUCUGGAACUGAUGAGUUCCUCACACUCCUUUCUAACCCAUUUCGCAACUCCUUCGCCUUAACCGCUGUUUGGGCGUCCCUUGGCACCUCGAUCGGAGUGUCCCUGCUACUCGCGCUCCUAUUCUCCCUCUUCCGCCCUCGUCACUCGCUAGUCUAUGCGCCAAAGGUCAAACAUGCCGACUCGAAGCACGCACCGCCCCCAGUGGGCAAGGGUAUCUUUUCAUGGAUCACACCGGUUAUUCGCACUCGAGAGCCCCAACUCAUCGAAACCGUUGGCCUGGAUGCUGCGCUCUUUCUGCGCUUCACAAAGAUGUGUCGAAACAUAUUGAUUUGCAUGAGUAUCAUCGGCUGUGCGGUCAUGAUUCCCGUCAACCUCACCCAGGCCUCACUUUCCAGCUCAGAUACUAGCUCUGCGUCAACCUUCAUCGACAUGACACCUCUAAAUGUGCUUAACCCAACGGCCAUGUGGAGUCAGGUCAUCUGCGCGUGGAUCUUCGAUAUCAUUAUCGCUUACUUUCUUUGGAGGAAUUACCGAGCUGUGCGGGCAAUGCGACGUCAAUAUUUUCAGAGUUCCGACUAUCAGCGAAGUCUCCAUGCACGAACCCUGAUGAUCACAGGAAUUCCUGCGCCUGACCGUUCCGACGAAGGGAUCCUGAGGAUUACUGAUGAGGUCAACCCAACGGCUGCUCUCCCUCGCGCGUCAAUUGGUCGUACUGUGAGGGAUUUACCAACAAUCAUCAAGGAGCAUGAAGAAAAUGUACGAGAGCUGGAGUCUGUGCUCGCCAAGUACCUCAAGCGCCCCGAUCAAUUGCCGGCGAAGCGGCCAACCAUGCGCCCGCCUCGAAGUCAACGCAGUAAACACCCUAAUGGCAGGGUGGAUGCCAUAGACUAUUUGACGGUUCGUAUCAGAGUAUUGGAGGAAGAGAUCAAGCACGGACGAGCUUCAAUUGACAAACGUAAUGCUAUGCCUUACGGUUUUGCUAGCUGGGAAAAAAUCGAGCAUGCUCAUGCUGUUGCUUGGACUUCUCGCAAAAAGCACCCGAAGGGCACCACCAUCGCUCUGGCGCCACGUCCCAGCGAUCUCAUCUGGGAGAAUCUACCUCUCACCAAGAAAAUGCGAAAAUGGAAACGUUUCACCAAUUUUAUAUGGGUAACUAUCCUGACCAUUGUCUGGAUUGCGCCCAACGCACUCAUCGCGAUCUUCUUGGCCAGCUUGACAAAUCUAGGCCUUGUCUGGCCAAGAUUCCAGACAGAACUGGAGAGCCACCCUAGUCUCUGGGCUGCUAUACAAGGUAUUGCAUCGCCUGCUCUCACGUCGCUCGUCUAUCUUGUCCUGCCUAUCAUCUUCCGACGGCUGUCUAUCAAGGGUGGCAGCAAAACUAAGACAUCGAGAGAGAGACACGUGUUGGGCCAGUUGUACGCAUUUUUUGUCUUCAAUAACCUGGUUGUCUUCUCCCUCUUCUCGGCUAUAUGGACGUUUGUUUCGAGCGUGGUCGACAAAAGCAACAACAAGGAGGAUGCUUGGCAGGCUAUUGUGGAUAGCCAGCUGUAUAUCAAACUGGUGUCAUCUUUGUGCAACGUUUCGCCAUUCUGGGUAACGUAUCUCCUCCAACGCAACUUGGGCGCGACCAUCGAUCUCGUCCAGAUGAUCACGUUAGUCUGGGUGUGGUUUGCGAAAACCUUCCUCUCACCAACCCCACGACAAGCAAUUGAGUGGACCGCCCCGCCAGCAUUCGAUUACGCUAGCUACUACAACUAUUUCCUCUUCUACACGACCGUUGCCUUCACGUUCGCCACUUUACAGCCGAUCGUCCUACCGGUAACCGCGCUAUACUUUGGCGUUGAUGCUAUGCUUAAGAAGUACCUUCUCAUGUAUAUUUUCGUGACCAAGAACGAAUCCGCGGCGGCAUACUGGCGCAUAUUAUUCAACCGCUUGGUUUUUGCGGCCAUUCUUUCGAAUUUCAUUGUUGCCCUGGUGAUCAAGGCUAGAGCCACCUGGACUCUGGUCUUCUGCGUUCUUCCGCUCCCAUUUUUGAUGCUGGGAUUCAAGUUCUACUGCAUGAAGACCUUCGACGAUGACUGUCAUUUCUAUAACCGCGCAAACCUGAAUGAUGCCGAGGCCCUGGGUGCUACUAAAUCCAGCAAGAAGGCUGGCGAUCGACUGAACACCAAAUUCGGCCACCCGGCUCUCUACAAACCUUUGAUGACUCCGAUGGUUCAUGCCAGAGCUGCCGAGACUCUGAAGCAGAUCUAUCAAGGCCGCUUAGAGCACAAUGACAUGUCUGGCGAGUACUCAGAUAUCGCAAUGAAUCCAAUGAUGGCCAAUCAACCUGGAAAGUCCGCCGAGGCAUCUCCAUUUGAAGUGGUUCCUGAAAAUCAACUGGAUUUCUCAUACUUCAAAGACCGUCCUGAUUUCUAUGAAGAGUUUGGCGGAGGUAUAUACGGCCGGCCGGAAGACCUGAUGACGGAACGUUCCCACACACCGCGCAGCCACUUGGGUGGCGAAUGGUCGCCCAGUUCUUCUCGUGCUUCUUCCCCGACCCCAUCCCUGCCUUCAAUGUCCGCGUUGAGAGCCCCAGACGGCUACGACGCGCAAGCUCAAGAGGGUGGCGUACUCGUCCACCCCGCCUUCCGCGUUCCCGGUGGUGGUAGCAGCGGUGGCUUCUACGAGCAAGCAAACGAGAGUGAGUCGAGGCUCCUCAGUCAUGCUCAAACUCCCGCGCGCACGGAAUCAUCCAAUCCGCUUGAUCGCUGGCGCGGAGGUGGCUAUGGGCCUGUUGAGCAAGAGGAUGAUUACCACUCUCACACGUCGUAUGAGCCCUACCGUGGAACUCGCUAG